AUUGCAUUUCUUGAGGAACAUUGAGUCCAAUUUCUACCACCUGACUCCUGUGUUCGUAUUUUGUCUUUAGUGUUAGUGGUUGUGCGAUUUAUACAUUACCAUGAAUAUCGUGGAAUGGGCAUUUGGCAAGCGCAUGACGCCUGCAGAGCGCCUGCGCAAACAUCAGCGCGCCUUAGAACGGACACAACGCGAACUUGACCGGGAACGAAUCAAGCUGGAAAAUCAGGAGAAGAAAUUGGUUCAAGAUAUCAAGAAGAGCGCCAAGAACGGACAGAUCGGCGCAUGCAAGAUCCAGGCAAAAGACCUCGUUAGGACGAGAAAAUAUAUCCAGAAGUUCUACUCAAUGCGGACGCAAUUACAAGCCAUUUCUCUUAGAAUUCAGACCGUCCGAAGUAAUGAACAAAUGAUGCAGUCAAUGAAAGGCGCUACCGUGCUUUUGGGUAGCAUGAACCGACAGAUGAACCUUCCUGCCUUGCAACGAAUAGUUAUGGAGUUCGAGCGCGAAAACGAAAUCAUGGACGAGCGACAGGAGAUGAUGGACGAUGCUAUUGAUGAGGCGACCGGCUUGGAAGACGAGGAAGAAAGUGAGGAUAUUGUGAAGGAGGUACUCGAUGAGAUUGGAGUGGAUCUUGGCCAAGCGGUAAUUCUCCGACUGCUACCCUUUUAAAAACAUUCAGUUUCAGCGUACUGACUUAAUCAACAGUUUGGUGAGACUCCAGAAGGGAUUGCUAAAGAAGGGCCAGGUGAAACUAGAGUAGCCCAGGCCAUUGGUGGUGGGCCUAGUGACGAUGACGACCUGCAAGCGCGUCUGGACAGCCUUCGGAGAUGACAGAGGGCCUUGCCUAGGUUACUACAGGAGAUAUUCUUUCAUCUUUUAACUGGAGUCAAGGAGUUGGGUUGCUUCUUAAGGGUCAGUAGGGUCAUUGUGAAUAAUAUGCCAUCGGACUUAAAGCGAGUCGUUUUAAUGCAAGCAUGGGAUCUCUUGAGCGGUCUGACGAGUCAAUCAGAUUGCAGCCGCAAUGUAUAAAUUUGACCAAAGGUUCUCCGGUUUAAUUAAAAAUAUACU
This is a messenger RNA of Talaromyces stipitatus ATCC 10500, 1066 nucleotides long. Its product is annotated as SNF7 family protein. The transcript is spliced from 4 exons. The record is from RefSeq and is a predicted model, not a curated record. Gene Ontology annotation, cellular component: ESCRT III complex; multivesicular body. Gene Ontology annotation, biological process: endosome transport via multivesicular body sorting pathway; protein transport; late endosome to vacuole transport. The coding region runs from base 101 to 667 and encodes 188 amino acids. Lineage: Eukaryota; Fungi; Ascomycota; Eurotiomycetes; Eurotiales; Trichocomaceae.